This is a messenger RNA of Ruditapes philippinarum (Manila clam), 815 nucleotides long. RefSeq lists its product as uncharacterized. Lineage: Eukaryota; Metazoa; Mollusca; Bivalvia; Venerida; Veneridae. The record is from RefSeq and is a predicted model, not a curated record. The transcript is spliced from 2 exons. Bases 14 to 580 code for a protein of 188 amino acids.
AGAUGGAUGGAAGAUGGUCUUUAGAGGAACAUCUGGUAACGGCCGUAGCGUAUAUCAUGCUUGGGUUCACGGAAGUAAUACAACCCCGGACAAGCCUAUUUCCAUGAAGCGCACUAAUGGUUUACACUAUCGGGAUAUAAGUGUAAACCACUGGUCAAAUCUUGACAUCAAGCUGGUCAUAUUUGCUUUUUAUGACGCUGACAAAGAAGUGGCAUAUGUAAUCUUCAACGGUAAAGAUAGCGAUAUCAUCAACUGGUUUGAUAAGAGCCGUGUCAUUGACUCAAGCUGGCCAGACCUUACGUCUACUAGUGUUUACAAUAGAUUUUCUAUGGGAGGACAUUCAGAUGGGAAACAUACUGAUCGACGUUUCUAUAUCAAUAGACAAUUUGGUGGAUGCCCAAAUGACAAAGGUCAUUUUAUUGUAAUCAACUCUGUCGUACCUUCGCCAGCAUGUCUAUUUGACGAUCAUCCAUCUGUACCAGCAUUUAUAUAUUCAAAAUAUAAUUCGGUCGACUUCUUCCAGAGGAGAAUGUUUGGUAUUGCAGAUUUCAUGGCGAUUUUCAUAAAGAAUAGGGCGUAAAGUACUGUAGCAUAAAACAUGCUGUAAUUAUUAUUCUUUGUGCUAAAAAAAUAACUGUAAAAUAUUUAAAAGCAAAUAUAUAAUACAUGUAUAUUUAUCUCAGAAAAUUUAUUCGUCUUCAUAUAAAAUAUUCACAUAUAAUAUCUUCCUGGCGUUUUUGAACAUUAUGAUUAGACAUCAACUUUAUUUAUAUAUACAUGUACAUUGAUAAAAAAAUAAUACAGAAGCAAAUAAA